CUUUGCUUUCAGGAUCUAUGAACAUUACAGAGGUUAACAAGUUACGUCAACCUACUGUCAGUGAUGUCAACCCAACGAAAGCAAUGAUGUCUGUAGAAUACAGUAUAUCUGGUAACAAAAAAUGUAGAUUGUGUCUGCGAAAGACCGCAGCAUAUAUAAAUCUUUUCGAAGGAAAUUUUCAGCAAAUGAUAGUGGAGUUGACUUCUCUUGAGAUAUCUGAAAACGACGGUUAUCCUACCACGGCUUGUAUCAGUUGCAUUGAUGAAAUUCAACAAGCAACCAAAACUAGAAGAAGGAUUAUUGAAUGUCAUAAAAAGUUAGUUCAAUUGCAUAUGAAUCAACAAAAUAUUAAUAAACCUGAGAUAAUUGUAUUAACUGAUUAUUCCGAUUCAGAAGAUAAUGGGGUUGAAAUAAAUCAAGAUGAAGGUUUAGAAGAAAUCCUCACUUAUAGUGAAGUUGAUGGAUUGGACGAUUUGGUAAUAAAAACAGAACUAACUGAAGAGAGUAAUGAUAUGACUUAUGAUGUUUUCGAUGAUUUGAAUACUGAGAAUGAUGUGAAUAUUUUGGAAGAUGUUAAAGUAAAAGAUAGAUCUGGUAAACAAUACGAUAUGACACUAUUCAAUGCAAGGAAGGAAAUGUUUCCAAAUGAAAAAAGAUCACGAAAACAGGACAUUAGAAAAAUUAUAACUGAUAAACACUACAUUUGUGAUGAAUGUGGACAAGAUUUUUCGAAUGAUAAGUAUGCCUUCAAUCUCCAUAAAUUGAAACAUAAAAAGAGUACUUGUAAAAUAUGUGGAAUUGUCAUCAGGUCUGAUAACAUGAGUAAGCACUUAGAUUGUCAUACUAGUGGUCCUAGAGUUUGUGAUUUGUGUGGAGUGACCUGUAAAAAUUUGGAAAGUUUAAGAGGUCAUAUAUUCUACAUGCAUAGAAAGUCUGCAGAUGAAUAUAAAUGUGAUCAGUGUCCGAGAAGUUAUCGUAUGAAAUAUAAGCUUGAAGAACACAAAAACAAAGAACAUAUAGGGGCUAGAAAACAUAUCUGUCAUAUUUGUGACAAAAAAUUUUUCACAGCUAAAGAUAUGAGAAGCCAUAUCAAUAUGACCCAUAAGAAAUUACGUCCUCAUAAAUGUGACCACUGUCAAAAAGGCUUUUCCAGCAAAUAUGCAUUGAAGACACACAUACGGCAACACACCAAUGAAGCUCCCUAUAAAUGUUCCAUAUGUGCAGAAGGUUUUAGGCAAAACGUUUCCCUUCGUACUCAUAUGAAGUCGAAACACAACAUUGAAGAAGAUAAGAAGUUUCCAUGUGAAUUUUGCAGCAAGUCGUUCAUCUCUUAUUUUGCCCUUAAAGUACACCUGCGACUACACAAUGAUAACAAUUAUAAAUGUGAUGAUUGCCAAGAGUAUUUCCAUCAGAAAAUUUAUCUAUUAAAUCACUUGAAGAAUGUGCAUAACAUGAAUGAAAAUAUAAUAGACAUAAAUAAGUUUCGAACUAAUGAUUAUGAAAAAGAUGAAAGUAAACAUGAAGACGAGAUUACCAUGAAUGAAAGUAUGACUAAAAUGGACAGUAGUGAGCAAUGUACUUGAUUCCAAAAAUUCCGCCAGGGAUUUUCUUCAGAACCUGAAUGCUUGAAUCACAUAUUCUAAAGUACAUGCUCAUACGACAUGAAUGUGGAUGUAACAUAAUUUUAGUCCAAAUUUUAUCAAAAAUAUAUUAGCAAAAAGGAUGUGAUUUGAGCUUUAAUGUAAAUAUAUCAAUUCACAAUUAUAUUUGUGAUAAAACAUUUUAUGGAUUGUAAAUAUUAUAUUUUAGAAAUAGAUAGAAUAAAUCAGC
Coccinella septempunctata (seven-spotted ladybird) is the source of this 1830-nucleotide messenger RNA. Its product is annotated as zinc finger protein 8-like. Gene Ontology annotation, molecular function: zinc ion binding; DNA-binding transcription factor activity; RNA polymerase II cis-regulatory region sequence-specific DNA binding. Gene Ontology annotation, cellular component: nucleus. The transcript has 4 exons. Gene Ontology annotation, biological process: regulation of transcription by RNA polymerase II. Lineage: Eukaryota; Metazoa; Arthropoda; Insecta; Coleoptera; Coccinellidae. Bases 18 to 1583 code for a protein of 521 amino acids. The record is from RefSeq and is a predicted model, not a curated record.